This is a messenger RNA of Pezoporus flaviventris, 1862 nucleotides long. Its product is annotated as phosphomevalonate kinase-like. NCBI's taxonomy places the organism in Eukaryota, Metazoa, Chordata, Aves, Psittaciformes, Psittacidae. Gene Ontology annotation, cellular component: cytoplasm. Gene Ontology annotation, biological process: cholesterol biosynthetic process; isopentenyl diphosphate biosynthetic process, mevalonate pathway. Gene Ontology annotation, molecular function: phosphomevalonate kinase activity. The record is from RefSeq and is a predicted model, not a curated record. Bases 153 to 1781 code for a protein of 542 amino acids. The transcript is spliced from 8 exons.
CCAGCCUCGCACCGGGGGACUCCGGGCACCAGGGACGAGGACGGGCUCAGCAUGAGCAAGUACCUGCUGGGGGCUGUGGCGCUGGUGGCCGUGGGGCUGCUGAUUGUGUCUGGUGGCAUCUAUGACCCAGCAGAUGGUGAGUGCUGGGCAGGAUGCGGGCACACGGCAGCAUGCAUGUGGCUGUGGUUCGAUGCCUCCCUCCUGUCUGGUUCCACUCCCCAGACCCCACAGAGCACGUGGUGAAUCGGGAUGUGGCAGCCGGGGAGCAGGAACCGCUGCUGCCCAUUGACAGCAAUGCCUCACAGAAGAAGCUGCCACCAUCGGGUGCUGGGGACCUGCAGAGCCCACAGUCCCUGAGCCUGCUUCUGGACAAGCUGGCGAAGGAGAACCAGGAGAUCCGGCUCAUGCAGGCAGAGCUGCAGGCCCACAAGGAAGAGCUGCAGGUGCUGCUGCGCAAGAGUGAGGGCAAAGUGGCGGUAGCCGGGGCACAGCAGCAGAGCCUGGAAGCAGAGAAUGCGCGGCUUCGGGCGGCGCUGGAGCGGGAAGCAGCCAUGCUGCGGGAGACCCAGGCUGAGCUGCAGCGCCUGCGGGAGGCUGCAACACCGGAGCAGCCCCCCGGCCCCAGUGGGGACACGGCGUGGCGUGAGGGCCCACGCUUGGCGUCGGUGCGGCGGGAGCUGGCAGGGGCCCUGGAGCGGGCACGAGGCACCGGGGGGCUCGAGGCGCUGGUGGCAGAGCUGAGCGCCCUGGAGCAGCGCCUGAGCAGGGAGCUGGAGGCAGGGGGGGCCUGGAAGAAGCGGUUCAAGGCAGAGAAGGAGAGCAAGCGGCACGGUGCCGACGAGCGCAAGAGGAGGGGACACGGCAAACCCUAUGGGCGCAGCAAGGACACCCGGUUCCCCCGGGAGUACAAGCAGGGCAAAGCCUGGGGGAAGCCGUCUCGGGUCCCCCCCUUCAGCCGGUACCGGGCACCCCAGGGCUGCAUUGGGGUGGCUGAAUGCGCCCGCAAGGAGGGCCAGGAGGUGCUGGGGGCCGCGCUGGAUCCGGUGCAGAAGAGCCAGUUCCUGCGGCUGCUGGAGGGGUUCAUGGGGCGGCUGGGCUGGGGGCAGCACUUUGAGGGAGUGGCAGCGCAGCUGGACGGGGCCUUCGGACCUGAUGGGGCCUUUGCCCACGACCGCCUGCGCUUCACCGACUUCGUGGAGGAGGUGGAGGAGAUGCUGGAGGCAUUGGCACGGCGCGAGCGGGGCGGCAAGGACGCGGCCGAUGGCUUCGAGGAGUUUGUGCUGAGCCACUACCGCGGGCUGGGCCCCGAUGUCUGCACCGUGCUGCGCCUCUCCGGACCCCUCAAGGAGCAGUAUGCCAAGGAGCAUGGCCUGGACUUCCAGCGGCUCCUGGACGCCAGUGCCUACAAGGAGAUGUUCCGGCAGGACAUGAUUCAUUGGGGCGAGGAGAAGCGCCACGCCGACCCCGGCUUCUUCUGCAGGGCAGCGGUGGAGGGAGCGGCGCAGCCGGUGUGGGUGGUGAGCGACACGCGGCGCCUCUCGGACGUGGAGUGGUUCCGGGAUGUCUACGGUGACGUGGUGCAGACUGUGCGGGUCGUGGCCACUGAGGAGACGAGGAAGAGGAGGAACUGGGUCUUCGUUGCUGGGGUGGAUGACGCCGAGUCAGAGUGUGGCCUGGACCAGGGAGUGAGCUUCGACUGGGUGAUCACCAACGAUGGGGAUGAGCUGUCCCUGGACCAGCAGCUGGAGAUGCUCCUGCAGGCGGUCCGCAGCCGCCUGUAGCUGUGGCCUCUCUCCCAGUGGUGGGGGGUGCCCCAGAUCCCCCCUUGUGCCUGUGCUGGAAGUAAAGCUCUGACACCGAGA